AUGUGGUAUUGUAAUCGAGGAAUUCGCAUUCUUUUUAAUGAUAAAAAUACAACAAAAUGUUUAUGUCCACCAAGUUAUUUUGGUAAUCAAUGUCAAUGGCAAAAUCAACGAAUAAGUUUAACAAUUCAAUUAAUAUAUCGUACAAAUAUGUACAUAACAACAGUUUUUCAAGUUAUUGUUAUGCUUAUUGAUGAACAAAAUCGAAAUGUAUCAUAUUAUGAACAAUUUACAUUCGUACCAAAACGUGAUUGUAGUUCAAAAUAUAAUCUUUAUUUACUUUAUCCAAAUCAACCAAAAAAUUCUUCUAUGAAUUAUUCAAUACAUAUUGAUUUAUUUGAUAAAAUGAAAUUAAUCUAUUUAGGAAGUUGGCAUCUUUCUAUUCCAUUUCAAUUUUUACCUGUUAAUCGAAUAGCUACUCAAUUAUUUAUUCCAAACUCAAAAAUAAUUUUGAAAUCAUGUCCUUUAUUUUGUGGUAAACAUGGUCAAUGUGUACCAUACAUUAAUAAAAAUCUUUCAUACUUUUGUCAAUGUAAUGAAGGAUAUUCAGGUCAACAAUGUAACAUUCAACAGAAUUGUUCUUGUUCAUUAGAUUCAUAUUGUCUUCGAUCAUCUAUUUGUAUUUGUCCACUACAUAAAUUUGGUUCAAAAUGUUACUUAAAUAAUUCAAUUUGUCAAAUUCCUAAAAAUCCUUGUGAAAAUAAUGGAAUUUGUAUACCUCAUGAUGAUCCUAUAGGUUUAAAUACUUUUACAUGUUUAUGUACGAAAAAUUUCUUCGGAACAAGAUGUGAAAAUCUCAAAAAUCAAAUUGAUAUUGCAUUCAAUGAUAAAAAUAUUGGCAUGAUGUCAAUGAUUUGGAUACAUUUUAUUAGUUCAAUAGAAAAUGGUGGUCAUCAGCGUAAUACUUUAUUAAAAAAGAUUAAAUUUGCACCAAAUAUAAUUAGUGUUUUUACAAUUGAUCCAUUUCAUGCUAUAUUUAUUGAAUUAACAAAUCAAACCUAUUAUUUAGUUGUAUUAAGAGAAAAAUUUAUCGAAUCCGAAUAUAUUCAAACAAAAAUUUUACCAAAUUAUCGAUGUUCAUCAAUAAACGAAUUAAUGAAUAAUACAUUUUUAAAUUAUUCUUUAUUUCAUCGUGUUAAAUAUUAUCCUCAUUUAUGUCAACAAAAAGAACAAUUGAAAUGUUUCUAUGAUGAUAUAUAUAUGUGUAUAUGUGAUCUUAAUCGAUUUUCGAAUUGUUUUACAUUCAAUAAAACUAUAUCACAUGAUUGUCAAGGUGAAAAUAUUUGUGAAAAUAAUGGUCUAUGCUUUCAAGAUACUCUUAAAUGUCCUCUUCUAUCAAUUUGUAUAAUUAAAUUUUGGCAAUUAAUUUUAUCACAAAUUUCAAUAAUUAAUAAUCGAUUAUUUCUUAAAUGGAAUUGUAUAUUAUUAGAUGUGAUUCUUAAAAUUUUUGUAGCAUCAAAUGAUUGGUUUUAUGGUUGUAUUGCACUCGAACGAGUAUUUACAGUAAUUAAAGGUAUUCAUUUUAAUCAACAUCAAAGUAAAAAAAUAGCUAAAUGGAUUUGUCUAUUCAUAUAUCUACUAACAAUUUUUACUCAUAUUCAAGAUCCUUUUUAUCGUCAUUUGAUUGAUGAUAUUGAUAUUGAUGAAAAACGAACUUGGUGUUUAGUUCAAUAUUCUUCUGCAUUAAACAUUUUCAAUAUGUCUAUAACAAUUUUACAUUUUAUUCUUCCUUUAUCAGUAAAUAUAAUUUCUACAAUAUUAACAAUAAAACACAUGGCACAUUCUCGUUGGCAAACUCAAAAUGCAAUACCAUUUUCUACACAUUUACGACAACAUUUUAAUAAACAUAAACAUCAUCUAUUCGCAUCAUGUGCAUUAAUUUUAUUGGCUUUACCUCGUCUGAUUAUAUCAUUUAUUAGUGGUUGUAUUCCUGUAGGGAAUGUUUUAUUAAAUAGUUUUGUAAAUCUUCCAUCAAAUUGUUAUUCCGUAAGUAAUCUUCGAACAAAUACCGAAUGGACACUUGCAACAAAUGUAUAUUCUCCAGUUGCAUCCAAUGCAAUGAUUGUUGAAUCUCGAGAAGAAUUAAAAUCUCUUUCAACAGAUUCAAUAACAACAGAAACUCCUUCUCAAAUAACAUCCAGUGACAAAUCACCAAUAAAUGGAACUGAUAUGAAAACAGAAUUUGUUAACUCUCCUAAAAAACAAUUUAAAACAGGUCAUGUUGAAAUCAUUAUCUGUGAUCCUCGAUGUCAGUCAAAAAAAAAAAUUCUAAAAAAGAAAAAAAUAUGA
Messenger RNA from Rotaria sp. Silwood1, 2286 nucleotides. NCBI's taxonomy places the organism in Eukaryota, Metazoa, Rotifera, Eurotatoria, Philodinida, Philodinidae. The record is from the annotation of a GenBank genome assembly.